UUGUGAAAUAUUAUUACAAAUUAAAAGAACUGUUUUCUUUUCGGAUAUGUUUAAUAAUGUAAUUUAUUUCUGUGUGUCAGGGUUAUGUUUAGUUUCAUUGUGUUUUAGUUUGUUUUUCCCAAUUUCCUGAUUUCCUGUGGGUUUUUUUCCUUGAUAAUUUCCUAGGUUUCUGAUUAAUUACAAAUGUGUAUCAUUUAGCUCCCAUGUUUGCACGAUUAAUCAAAAAUAAACCACACGCUAUUUGGUAAUUGGCUGCGAGUUUUUUUGUUUUUGCGCAGCUUGUCAGUGAAGUCCGGUUAAAUGCCGCUCCAUCUGAAAGCCAGAGGGCGCUCUUGCGCAGAAACUCCAAAUAUGCCCCACAGAAGAAAGAUAAUGCACAUAGUUCCAGGAAAUGCCUAUGGACAUCACACUUUCGCCUUAGCUGAAUAAAGAGAAGAUUGAAACGCUUUGAUUAAACAUGACAAUAUGGUUUAUCUGAGUUCUUCAAGCCUUCUUGGGUAUUUUCAUGACAAUAAAGUAUAUUUAUAAUGCAAUGCUAAUAAACAGCCUUUAUCACUGUAUAGAAUACUAUGAAAUAAUAUUCUUGUAUGCCUUGUUCUGUGUAAGAAGCCACAUCAUCAGAAGGAUGUUAUUUCAAACACUCGACUGACAUUAUGAAGUAAGUUUGGAGUAAAAAUAUGUUAUUAAAUGUUGUCCUUUGUUGGACAAGACAUUCAUAAAUGUUUCUCAUGUUUGGAAAGAUGUUUGACGCAUGUUGCUUUUUCAAAUGCACAUCAUAAGCGACUCAAACUCUCAGUGCUUUCAGAUGGAGUAGCAUUUACUACUGAUCACGGAGCUAUACUUCACAGACAAGCUGCUCCUUUGCGAUUUCAUAAUUCACUGAGCCAAAUGGUUUAAGCGCGAUUUUGGGUUAAUUGUGAUUAAUCGUUCAGCCUUUAUAUAUAUAUUCGCUCUGUUUUGUUCAGUUCAUUGUCCGGUAUCAUCAGUGUUAUAUGUGGUUGUUAUUGUUUUCUUUCUUUUCCUCUCCCCCUGCUCUGCCUAGAGCACAGGGACGGUUCCCUGGAGGACCGCACAAGAGUUUUUUUGGACUUGGUGUGCCUAACUCACUAAUCCGGACCAAGGCACGCCUUCCAGGGAACGGUCCUCAAGAGGAUUUCGCCAUAUUUCUGGAGUGGGUGCUGGUGAAUAAUGGAUUGUGUUCUCUAUUGGCAGAGCGGAGGACUUCACCAGCCCUACUCCAGACCCAGAGCCCAGCCAUCACCCUGCUGCACGGACAUGACGCCAGAGCCCACCGCAGACAGAGGACUACAGUCUACCACGAUCACAACGUUAGCAGUCAGGACUGAGCCAAGGAUCGUCCUAGAGCCCAAGGCCGACGGAUCAUCUGACCAUGUUCCACCCAGCUCAAACUAUCCUGUUGUUCUGCUGGUUCCGCCUAGCUCGAAGUCUCCUGUGUCUCCAGAGUUCCCACCCAGCCUACUUCUCCCGCCUCCUCUUCCAGAAUCAGCCAGUUCCUCAAGAGGAUGGCUGGCUUCGCCUCCAGCCAUCGAUCCCAUCACUCCACCUUGGUCUGUUGACCUGACGGCUCCACCAUGGCUCCUCCCUCCCUCGGCUCCAUCUCUGUCCAUCUUCUCCCUGGUAAUGACAGCCAAAUCUCCACGGUGGCUCCUCCCUCCUUUGACUCCACCGUGGGCCAUCAUCCUGGCUGUGCUCUGGGUCCCCGCAUGGCUCCUCCUGCUCCUGGCUCCUCCCUUCCUCCACUCCCUCUGGGCUGUUCAGCCAGCUCCUACUUGGUUACUUCCCUCUCCAGCUCCACAUCCACCACCUGAAUAAUGACAUCAAUGAUGCUAAAUGUAAUUGUUUCUUGUGCAUUUUGUAAUGAUCACAGUGUCCCAAAUUUAGGUAUAAGCAUCUUCACAAAAUAUAGUAUUCAGUUUGUGUGGGCUACUUAUAAGUAUUAUUAUUAUUUUUUUUUAUUAUUUUUUUUUUUUUGGACAAUGAGCCUUUGGUCACCAAACAACUUGAGGGUGAGAAAUGAUGACUGCUGUUAUAACAUUCUAGUGUAAUUCAGAUGAAUCUGUUUGACUGAGAUUGUGUUCUUUGCUUUGUCUGUCAUUAAGUUAAUAUUUAACUGAAUUCAAUAAAUGUAUCUAGAAUUUUUCAUUUAGUAUUUUACAUUGACACAUUUUUUAAAAUUAUGUAUUUUGAUAUUCUGCAGAUUGGCAUAAUUUUACUCUGGAGGGCUUCAUUGGUCCGUUUUCACGAUUUUCAAUUUUGUGCUAUAACAACUAAGUUGGCAAAUAUUUGCAUUUAUUUCCCCUAAUAAUAUAUUGGAUGAUGCUUCAUUCUCUUGUACAUGUUCAAAUCAUCUCUAAAUAUGUUACAAUUUGGCAAAUGCCCUCUGUUCUUAAGGGGGCAUCAUCCCCUAUAUUUCAUAUAACCGUAGAUAAUAUUAGGGACAUGUUGCCUGUCUAGUUGAGAUUUUGAGUUGUGAAAUAACUUGUGGUGGCAGUAUGUUUUAUUGCUCUGGCUCAGGAGGCUGGUGAGAACAUCUGCCUAAUUGUUUUGUGUCAUUGCGGGGCCCCAUCGCAUACUCAUUGUAGAAUUAGCUGUGACAGUGUUUGCUCUGAGAGAUACUGACAUGUUGGCUCUCGCUCUGCACACCUCAGUAUGCGGGCCCCGCUAUCACCUCGGGUGGCCUAGUGCGUGCUGGCUGAAUCUCCUGACACAACACAGAGCCACUGGUUUCAUUCAGAUAUACAUUAGUUUUGGCCCGUGAGGCAUCUUGUGUCUCAUAAACUUCUCAUUAAGGGUUUAUUUUGCUGGCUGGGCUGCCGAAGAGGGCCGGGGUUGUGGCAAUGCCCACCAGAGCAUGCUCUACACCAGAGAUUCACAGGAGUAUGUGAGACAUAAAAGCCACUCUUUCUUCUUCUGGCUUGCAGCAAGCAUUAGCUGCUUCAAUGCCACAGGUUCACUGAACCAUAGGUGCAUUCUGUGUAAUUCACGCAAUGCCAUCUGAACAUGACGAUAGUGGUGGAAGUCACUCUAGAUGAAAGCUGCAAUGCCAUAUAAUUCUUAAGCCUGUUUCAGACCAUACAAUGAUGCAUUUUGUACCAGGCAUGGAAAUAGCAAGCACUGUGGGAUGGUUAAUUUGUGGGCCAGCUGUCAAAACCAAAUUUAUAUGUACAACAUAAAGACAUAAUUAUUUAAUAAGUGAAUAUCUAUUAGUAUUGUCUUUACAUUACUGUACUGUAUGUUAUUUGCAAGGUAAUCAUAGUCUUGAUAUUUUUAAGUUACUUUUUAUUUCUAUUUUAUUUUCAAUUUGUUUCAUUUAGUUAGCUAGUGAUUGUUUUUGUUAGUUUAGUUUUAAGUUUUAGUUUUUUUUUAGAUUUCAGUUAAUAGUCUUGUCAAAAUGAAUGUGGUAACUUGUCUUUUAAAAAUGUCUGUAUGCAUUUUAAUUUCUUAGCACAGGCUGG
Molecule: messenger RNA, 3476 nt
Organism: Megalobrama amblycephala (Wuchang bream)
Lineage: Eukaryota; Metazoa; Chordata; Actinopteri; Cypriniformes; Xenocyprididae
Product: proline-rich receptor-like protein kinase PERK8
Exons: 2
Coding region: 1189-1833 (214 amino acids)
Source: RefSeq, a predicted model, not a curated record